UAAGUUUAGGUUAGACAUUAGAAGGAAUUUAUUCACAGAAAGGAUGGUUAGACAUUGGAAUGGGCUGCCACAGAGUUGGUGGUCACCCGCCCCAAGGUGUUUAAGCAAGGACUAAACAAAGACUAGGCCUGGCAUUUAGUGCUAUGGUUUAGUUGACAUUACGGUGUUCAGUCAUAGGUUGGACUCAAUGAUCUCAGAGAUCUUUUCCAGCCAAAUUGAUUCCGUGAUUCUGGACACACAGGGACAGCAACCUGGCACAGGAACUGACGGACAGUGAGGGACUGGAGGUAGCCGACGCCUGACACAGAGCUUGUCACUUCUACGGCAACGAGCUUGCUCAGCCGCGGAAGGAGUGGCAGAGCUGCCCGGCGAGGUUCCCCCAAGUGGGAGACCGUGCGCUGUUCAGUGAGUUCCCCCGACAGGACGGACCUUAGUCAUUGCGCGCUCCCUCAAGACCUACUGGCCACCGCAACCCCACCCACCGGACCGGUCCUGCCCCCUCGUGUGCCGGGCGCCCGCGCUCGAAACGCGCUGACUGGCUGAAGUUCAGUGGGGCGGGGCCGGACGCCCUUAAGAGGCCGGCGCGGGGGGCUGCCCGGUGUGAGGCGGUGUUGCUGGAUGUCUCUUAAUCCGCGUAUUACACUAGAGUAUUAGACUGUUUCCCUCACAAGCAAGCAAUGGCUGUGGAUGUCGCGAUGCAGCUGUACCUGUGCUCUUCACCCUUGCGAAGAGAGAAGUGUGCCUGCAAAAUUACUCCAAAGCCAAGCAAGCCACUGAGGCCCUGCAUACAGCUGAGCAGCAAGACUGCACUGAAUGGACCAGAAGAGGCAGCAAACUCCUUCACACACAACAAAGCAAAAAAGAGGGUGUCAUUUGCAGAUAGCAGAGGCUUCGCUUUGACAAUGGUGAAGGUGUUCUCAGAGUUUGAAGAUCCUCUAGAUAUUCCUUUCAACAUCACAGAACUGAUAGACAACAUUGUGGGUCUGACAACAGUGGAGAAGGACAGCUUUGUUCUGGAUUUUGUUCAGCCCUCUGUAGACUACCUGGACUUCAGAAACCGCCUCCAGGCAGACUGUGUCUGUCUGGAAAACUGUGUGCUAAAGGAGAAGUCUAUUGUAGGAACAGUGAAGGUGAAGAACCUUGCUUUUGAAAAGACAGUGAAGAUCCGGAUGACGUUUGAUACAUGGAAAAACUUUAUAGAUCACCCAUGCCAGUAUGUCAAGAAUACGUAUGGAGGGUCAGAUCAGGACACAUUUUCCUUUGACAUCAGCUUGCCUGAGGGAAUUCAAUCACAUGAAAGAGUUGAGUUUGCCAUUUCCUUUGAGUGCAAUGGGAGGGUGUACUGGGACAACAACAGGGGCACAAAUUACAGGAUCAUAUGCUCAGAACUGAAGUCUGCCCAGGAAGCUGUCCGUCCCCCACAGGCUCCUGACUUUGGCAGUGCAUUUGACCGAUUUGGGAGCCCUCGGUGUUCCUAUGGCCUCUUUCCUGAGUGGCCCAGUUAUUCAGGCUAUGAGAAGCUUGGGCCCUACUAUUGACCCAAGGACAAAGGCUAGGCUGACUAACUGUUGCUGGUGUGUCUGCAGGCCUUGGGGCUAGUCUGAACUUAGGUGUAUGAAUAGGUGGAAGAAGUAUGGCUCUCUGUAGCUCAGCAUGAGCUUCCCAGCAAAACCAAAUGUGUGGCAGGGGACUUAUAGUCAGAGAAGCAAAUUUGGCUCUCCAAAUGAUCAGAGACCAGGGACUGCUCAUGUCUCUUUAGCACUUCUUCCUCUUCUGUAAAGAUGCCAGUGUCCAGGGAAACACUACAGUGCUUUUAUCGCCUGUUCAAGCUUUGUAGUGGUGGCUGCCUUGUAUUGCCUGCCUAGUAUUAAAAGGCUCUUUCAAAAUAUGGCCUAGUGGGCUCUACUACAGCUGCAGGGUUCUCCUUGCAAAGCCAGGCUGUGCCUGUCAGGAAAUAGUGUGGUUGGAUUGCUGGAAAUGGAGUAAUAUGUUUGCACAUAUCCUUGUAGUGAGGCCCUUCCUACUGGAGGCAUAAAGCAUGUAUUGAACGUGAAAUGCAAUGUGAUGACAGGAAGUGUGGCCCUACAGCCUGCUGUAUUAGGAGAUAUGCCUGUGGGAGACGAUCUGAUCUUAUAUGCUCAGUCACAGGCUGUUACAUCAGAUGAGCUUGAAAAUCUCUCAUACUGCUGGUGUUAGCAAAAGUAGAGAUAGCUGUAGCUGUGUGGUGCUUUUAACACAGCUGUGGGUUGACAUCCUUGACUAUCUUUUCAAAAUGUUCUUGUUUCUUUAAUCACAAGUGAUCAAUGCUGCUUUCCCCCCCACCUUUGAUGGAUAUCUGAAGAUGGCUGUGCUGGACCCUGAAAAUGCAUUUCAUUCUCCUGUGGACUGUGAACCAGAGUUUUGUCCAGCUGGAGCCCAGGGUCCUGUGCAGGAGACUCUGCUCAGGUGUUACAGGGGCUAAAUAUAAGCACACCCCAUGAAUGUCUAUGCAGUGUCCUGUACAGGAAGGUGGCUAUUGUGUACCUACUGUGGUGGAAGUGCCUUGACUGAGAAAGGGGUGGUACGUGCAAUCCCAGCAAUGUUGUGGGAUGGGCUUUGGAACUGAUGUUGCUUUUAAGAUCUGGUAAUUGUUUGUUACUCUCUGCCACAGUCUGCUAAAGGCAUAGCACUGCUUGCAAGUAAGAGUGCUGUGGCUGUCCUGGAUGAAUGUGCUGGGCUUCUCUUGCUGCUGGAACAGUGUCUGCCAGUUUGACCUGAAAAUGCUUAGACUUUGCAUCUCUGACCAUGAAAAGUGGCUCACCCCACCGAUGUAAAGAACUAACCGUGAGGAGAGUGAGAUUUGGGGUUAUCCUGACAGUGCUGCUGCAUGUGAGACAAAUCACAGAUGUGAGUCAUCGUGCAAUUAAAUAGGUGGCUUGUCUUCUGGAUGUGUGCUGAGGUGGUGAGUUUGGUAGAGCCAGACAGUUUCACAGACCUUCCUGGGUGCUAACUGAGCAGAAUUAACUUAAUCCCUCAGCUCAAAGAGAUAAUGCUGAACAGUUUGUAGAAAUAAAGGUCAAGGGAAUACUACUUUUUCUAGUUCAUAAACUUUAUAUAAUUUUGGGUGCCUCUAAUAACCUGUGGAUGUGAUGGAGAGAAGCAACAGGCUAGACAACUUUGUUAACAUAGCUUUUAAUUAUAGAGACUACUGUAUAAACACUUAGAAGCUGUUUUGCUCUAACCUAGAAGAGAUACUUGUAUCACUCGUGGAUAUCAAAAGGGACAGGAGCUUGAAGCUGGCCUUCAACUGCUGCUUUUUCAAAAUACAGAAUCAGUAUAUGUCUUCAGUGUGCCUGAUCAUUUAGUCAAGGUGGUGAGUUACUUGCUAGCUCAGAGCUCAUCAGGUUCAAACAGCUUCUCAAGUCAACUCUUAGAGCCUAGCUAGGCCUGUUGCCUAGCUUGGUUUGGUUUUGAACUUAAAGGAAGUUUGAAUCGCACUGAUGCUUUUUAUUUAUUUAGUGUACGGUGUUGAUGUUGUAAGACACUGACUUGUAGAAGAGUCGUGUUCUCCUGGCACCUUCUUGUGCCUAUGGAGAGCUGCUUGUGAGCCAAAACAAAGUAUGUGGGUCUGGGGUGCUGUUGAUGGUGAUAUCUCCUUACAGACUUGUUUUCAGGCUGUCCAUUGGGUAUACUUAGGGAAGAAUGUGGAAGAUAAGCUAGAAGAGCAGUGCCGUAAGUAAAAGCUGGGUUGGGAACCGACUAUUUGAUCAACAGCAGUUUAAAAAUACUACUUGUGGCCUUUCCCCUUUUUUAUUCCCAGUGUGAACAUAGCAGUGAGGCAGUUCCUCUCCUUGCUCUAUGCCUGGAAGUGCCUUGUAGGAUGUGUUGCAUGUUUGUUUUUAAAAAAUAUUUUUGUACACAACAUUCAAGUGGAAAAUGCACUUUAUAAUUGCCAUGUAAUUUUUAAAAUAUGGCUAUGGCUAAUAUGACUUUUAAAAAUAUGGCUAAAAUAAUCUAAUUGUUAAAAUAAAGGUGGAACAAAAUGUUGCCUGUGUAUCUUAUUUAAGCACCCAUGGGCCUAGGGUCCAGUUUCCUCUAAGU
Molecule: messenger RNA, 4080 nt
Organism: Catharus ustulatus (Swainson's thrush)
Lineage: Eukaryota; Metazoa; Chordata; Aves; Passeriformes; Turdidae
Gene: PPP1R3B
Product: protein phosphatase 1 regulatory subunit 3B
Exons: 2
Coding region: 678-1538 (286 amino acids)
Biological process (GO): regulation of glycogen biosynthetic process
Cellular component (GO): protein phosphatase type 1 complex
Molecular function (GO): glycogen binding; protein phosphatase 1 binding
Source: RefSeq, a predicted model, not a curated record